GUGAAAAUUCAAGGCAGACCACUACUUACGUCUGCCUCUUAUCCAUUCCCAUCCACAACCGUUGGUAGAAACCACACAUGUUUUGUUAUUUAUUCGUAAAUUUUAACUUUGCAAAUCCAUUAUAUUUUUCCAGCCACCACUCAAUCGUCUCGUCUCCUACCACUGCCGUCUAACUCUACAGUAAUGGUAGUUAAAAUAAAAUACUACUAAAAAUUAAAAUUAAAAAGCGAACAUAGACUGACAGGAGAGGAUCAUAAAACAGAGAUGUUGGCGAAAGAUUCUGGUAGUUCCACCUUCUAUCUUCCCGAGGAAGUAUUACAAGUGUUACCGUCCGAUCCAUUUGAGCAGCUUGAUGUAGCUCGUAAAAUUACAUCCAUCGCUCUCUCUACGCGUGUUUCCUCUCUUGAAUCUGAGAACUCCGCUCUACACGCUGAACUCGCUGACAAAGAUAACCUCAUCGCCGACCUUCAAUCUCAGAUUGAGUCUCUUGACGCUUCUCUCUCCGAUACCGUUGAUAAACUUUCCCGGGCUGACCUCGAGAAGGAGAACUUGUUGAAAGAGAAUGCUUCACUAUUCAACACGGUAAAGAAGCUCCAGAGAGAUGUUGCCAAGCUAGAGGUGUUUAGGAAGACACUCAUGCAAUCACUUCAGGAGGAUGAAGAAAGUUCUCCAGGAGAUCGGCAUAUCAUUGCCAAGCCAACACCUAAUGAAGAUGAUGUCAGCUUGCCUCCUUCAAGGACAUCUUCAAUGCGGAGCCAUUUCUCAGAAAUGGGAAACUCACCUGCAGAGAAUCGUGAAACAGAUGUGUCAAGACCUUCAACAAUAUCACACAAUGUUCUGCUAGCAUCCCAAACAAGUACUCCUCAGCUUACUCCUCCAGGUUCCCCUCCCAGUUUAUCAGCUUCUGUCUCUCCCACAAGAACGUCUAAACCAGUUUCUCCAAGACGACAUGCAAUGUCAUUUUCUACCUCAAGGGGUAUGCCUGAUGAUAGGCCAAUAUUUUCCUCUCAUGGUUCAAUGGCAAGCUCUGACGCAGGGUCACAUACAGGGCGAACUCGUGUGGAUGGGAAAGAAUUCUUCCGCCAAGUCAGGAGCCGUUUGUCUUACGAGCAGUUUGGUGCAUUUCUGGCUAAUGUUAAGGAAUUGAAUUCCCACAAGAAAACAAAAGAAGAGACUCUAAGGAAGGCUGAUGAGAUUUUUGGCCCAGAAAAUAAGGACCUUUAUGUGAUAUUUGAGGGGUUGAUCACUCGAAAUGUUCAUUCAAGCUGAUUAUGGGAACUGUACUAUUCACUUUGUAGUCCAUUUUGCAUUCUCCUUUUGUUGUAAAUUAAUUUAUACUGUAAUUGCAAUUUCCAUGGCAUACUUCCAUUUAUACUUAAAUUAUUUGUUAGCAUUUAAUAAUGGUCACUGAAAAGAACUUGUGACUUAUGGGACGCUUGUUGAAUAUCUUGGAGUAUAUCAGCGAAGUUUUCCCCUAAUUUUUGCA
Messenger RNA from Jatropha curcas, 1486 nucleotides. RefSeq names its product PH-response transcription factor. Lineage: Eukaryota; Viridiplantae; Streptophyta; Magnoliopsida; Malpighiales; Euphorbiaceae. The record is from RefSeq and is a predicted model, not a curated record.